Molecule: messenger RNA, 2773 nt
Organism: Scleropages formosus (Asian bonytongue)
Lineage: Eukaryota; Metazoa; Chordata; Actinopteri; Osteoglossiformes; Osteoglossidae
Gene: spop
Product: speckle type BTB/POZ protein
Exons: 11
Coding region: 279-1466 (395 amino acids)
Molecular function (GO): protein binding
Source: RefSeq, a predicted model, not a curated record
CCCGGAUGUGAAGCGGCAUCUUUUACCAUAAUCCGACCGGGCCGACGUGCAGAUACUAUAAAAGCCUGACGAACGGACAGUCAGACUGCCAGACGCAGUGGUCACAGCUGGCACUGUGCUGGCAGCUUCGAGAUACACAGAUGUCUGAGCGACUUUGAUCCGGAGCAACGGCUGUCGUUGCCUGCGACCUGAGUCCUACAAAGUGUUGUAGCCCCCGGCAAUUCAGUGCCGUUGUCUCUGUUCCCUCGACUCACACCCUUCCGCCACCAAAGCUGGCGAUGUCAAGAGUACCGAGUCCCCCUCCCCCUGCGGAAAUGUCCAGUGGGCCUGUGGCUGAGAGCUGGUGUUACACUCAGAUCAAAGUGGUGAAGUUCUCCUACAUGUGGACCAUCAACAAUUUCAGUUUCUGCCGUGAGGAGAUGGGCGAGGUCAUCAAGAGCUCCACCUUCUCAUCGGGAGCUAACGAUAAGCUCAAAUGGUGCUUGCGGGUGAAUCCUAAAGGUCUUGACGAGGAAAGUAAAGACUACCUGUCCCUGUACCUCCUCCUUGUCAGCUGUCCAAAGAGUGAAGUACGUGCUAAGUUCAAGUUCUCUAUCCUCAAUGCCAAAGGCGAGGAGACCAAAGCCAUGGAGAGCCAGAGGGCCUACCGAUUUGUCCAGGGCAAGGACUGGGGCUUCAAGAAAUUCAUCCGCCGCGACUUCCUGCUGGACGAGGCCAACGGGCUGCUCCCAGAUGACAAGCUCACCCUGUUCUGUGAGGUGAGCGUGGUGCAGGACUCUGUAAACAUCUCGGGACAGAACACCAUGAACAUGGUGAAGGUCCCCGACUGUCGCUUGGCUGAUGAGCUGGGGGGCCUGUGGGAGAACUCGCGGUUCACUGACUGCUCCCUCUGCGUGGCAGGACAGGAGUUCCAGGCCCACAAGGCCAUUCUUGCAGGUAUAAACCCCAGCAGCUCCCUGACUCCCCAGGCAGUGAGAACAUCCCCUCAUCACACAGCAGCGCGCUCCCCUGUGUUCAGUGCCAUGUUUGAGCACGAGAUGGAGGAGAGCAAAAAGAACCGUGUAGAGAUCAAUGACGUGGAGCCUGAGGUAUUCAAGGAAAUGAUGUGCUUCAUCUACACGGGCAAGGCACCCAACUUGGACAAGAUGGCAGAUGACUUGCUGGCUGCUGCUGACAAGUAUGCUCUGGAGCGUCUGAAGGUCAUGUGCGAAGAUGCCCUGUGCACCAGCCUGUCUGUGGAGAAUGCAGCAGAAAUCCUCAUCUUGGCUGACCUGCACAGUGCUGACCAGCUAAAGACGCAAGCUGUUGACUUCAUCAACUACCACGCGUCAGACGUGAUGGAAACCUCUGGCUGGAAGUCCAUGGUGGCCUCACACCCUCACCUGGUGGCUGAGGCUUACCGCUCGCUGGCUUCCGCACAGUGCCCCUUCCUGGGACCGCCUCGCAAGCGGCUAAAACAGUCAUAGGAACUGGGCCAGGACCAAAACCCGUCCUCCUCCACUCCGCACCCCCGUCCCCCUGCUUGUCCAGUGCAGGCCCCAGCGUUACGCAUUCCCUUUGUCCUGCUCCCUGCUCAGGCGAAGCUGCCGUGCUCGGUCUCUCAGCGAUCCAAGGCGGAGUCAAAGACAUGACAAGCCAGAUUUUCCAGGGCUCUGGAUCUUCAUUGGUUCAAGGCCAGAGAUGGGCGUUGUGCCUUGGCCAAUGGCUUUGUGAGCCUGGGAGGCAUGGUCAAUGAAGAGCAUGGUGGGCUGGCUCUAUAUAUGGAUGGAAGGACAGCGAACAAGAUAGGGAGGAGAAAAGACAAACUAUCAAACACACAGCUUUUCAAGGACUUCAAGACCCUGAGCCCAAUGUGUUUUUGUCUUCUGAAGCACCUCUUGCAGUUUUUUAAAAUCCUUUUCUUUCAGUACAUAGAGGAAAUUGUUGGGAAACCGAGACCUUUUGAUGAGCUGCUUCUAGGGAAGUGACAGUUUGAAGCUUUAGAUGACAAACUUCAGUUGAGUCUGCUGUCAAGGAAGACAGCAGGAAGGAACUUCGUUGCCACUGAUUUUUCAAGCGUCUGUGGGAGAAUAAAGUUCUAGAAUACAUAUCAGUUAUGCUCGGGAAACAGCUGACUGUUGUUUACAUCGAAUCUCUUGUCCUGUGGUGUUUCCCUUCCACGCCUACCAAAAUGGUAAACAUAGGAAGAGAUGGUGGUCUGGCAGCCACUGGCUUCUUGCAGAUUAAAGACCUUCUAGAAGAACUGGGUUCUCAUCUCUGAUGCUCUCCUUUGAAAGUGGAGGCAGGAAACCAUCUCCCAAGUCAACAGAGGACAGAGAAGGGUGGAGACAUGUAAAUUAUUUUUGUGACAUCUUGGUAUUUGAACAUUACUGCUCAUAGCACUUGUGUUUUAAAAUCCAAGGCUUCCUUGUGAAAUCCUGAAAAUCAGUGGGGGGGAAAAGUAAUGAAAUAUAUCCCAGAACUCAGUUUUGGAGUGCAAAACCAUCAAUAUCAGUACGCCGUCAGGUUGAACCAGGCAUGUAGUUUCGUUGUGUUUUUGUUGUUUUUUGUUUUUAUUUUUCCUUUUUGAUUCUGGAAGAGAGGGGAAAAAACCCUUGUUUUUCAUAGGCGUUUGUACAGACAUUGGUGUUUUCAGAAAUGUAAAAGAAGCUUUUUUGUGAAAUCAAAAUGAGACUUUUGUGGUUUGGAGAGGGGAAAAAAGGAAAUGAACACGUUUUAAUGUUCAUUAAAUCCAAACUAUUUCUGUAAGAAAAGCGAAAUAAGAAAAAAAUAA